Messenger RNA from Apiotrichum porosum, 207 nucleotides. RefSeq lists its product as uncharacterized. Bases 1 to 207 code for a protein of 68 amino acids. The transcript has 5 exons. NCBI's taxonomy places the organism in Eukaryota, Fungi, Basidiomycota, Tremellomycetes, Trichosporonales, Trichosporonaceae. The record is from RefSeq and is a predicted model, not a curated record.
AUGUCCCUCUUCAACCCCCAGCCCCACAUCCGCCAGCGCCAGAUCGCCCUCCAGAACAUGGCUGGCAAGGAGUUUGUCUACCUCCGCAAGCCCGGAUCGAAGCCCAUGUUCGCUGCCUACAUGGCCCUCUUCACCGUCGGUGUUGUCGGCAACGUCUUCCAGCUUGUCCAGUACGCCCGCGGCAAGGCCACCAAGGUCGGCGAGUAA